Messenger RNA from Striga asiatica, 747 nucleotides. The record is from the annotation of a GenBank genome assembly. NCBI's taxonomy places the organism in Eukaryota, Viridiplantae, Streptophyta, Magnoliopsida, Lamiales, Orobanchaceae.
AUGCCUCGCCUUUCCAUCCCUAUAACGCAAGAUGAAUGUUUGUACGACAGUCGUUGGACAAAAGAGGCCGACAAUCUUUUCGUUGAUUUGCUAAUAAAGUCGCAUAUUCUUGGGAAGUGGAAUAAUUGUCGUCCCUGGCGUGCAGUCUUCGAUUAUUGCUGCUCUAUUUUCAUUGGUGAGCUCGAGCUUCUUUAUAGUCACGAUGAAUUUGAUGAGAGAUUCGACUUUCUUCAAAAGCGGUACCAAGUUUUUAGCUGGAUGCUCGGAAAGCCCGAUUUGCGUCACUGCGUUCAAUCGAAUAUCCUGACUGCUCCGGUUGCCGUUUGGGACGAUGUCUUCGAGUCCGACGCAUUUAGCGUUGCUUAUCAACAUUCCGAUGACCCACAGUGGGCGGACUUGCGUUUCAUGUUCGAGGAGGUGUUCUCUACAAAUCCAAGAUCUGAAGUUGUUCAUGACCGCAACUCUACAAACGAAGGUUUCUCUGCUCUUCCUGCUGCACGAACAAAUGUGGUUUCGGUCCUUCCGGACAAUUCGUAUCACAAUGCGUUGCAAACGCUUUGUAGUCGCAACAACGCUUCAACUCAACACGGUGGGAUGCACGACGCCUCUUCUGAAAGCUCCGUGAACACGCAUGCCUAUGUCUUAAUAAAUAGGGCGGGGAGUCGAACCCCAUUACGCAUCCCACGUCCACCGCGCAAGCAUAAGCCUGACCCGGCUUCAUGCAAGGGUUCGACUAGCGAUCCUCAC